Messenger RNA from Mobula hypostoma (lesser devil ray), 939 nucleotides. RefSeq names its product calcium homeostasis modulator protein 4-like. The record is from RefSeq and is a predicted model, not a curated record. Bases 1 to 939 code for a protein of 312 amino acids. Gene Ontology annotation, molecular function: monoatomic cation channel activity. Lineage: Eukaryota; Metazoa; Chordata; Chondrichthyes; Myliobatiformes; Myliobatidae. The transcript has 2 exons. Gene Ontology annotation, cellular component: plasma membrane.
AUGGUGCUUUCUACUCUCUUGUCAUUUCUUGAAAGCAAACGGACAACAAUUCUAGUUACGUUGACUUCCCUGGCAACGGUGGCGGGACAGCAAGCAUUUUCAUUCUUUGCGUUCAAAUGUCCGUGCAAACCAACGAUGAAUCUAUAUUAUGGCGUGGCUUUUAGUACGGUUCCUGCCCUGGUGUUGCUGAUAAUCGGAUUUUCCAUUAACAGUCUGACCUGGAAACUAAUAAUGAGUUUAAGAAAAGGCUCAAGUUUAUUACACAAAAAUUGCAAGUUAAUCUGUUACGUCCUUGUCAGCAUAAUUUUAACAUCCCUGGUUGCCCCAGUAACCUGGAUAGCUGUUACUCUUCUGAACGGCCUGUAUUACAACUGUGCCAUGAGUGAGUUCUUACCAGUUGACAGCUGGAAUGUUUUUGAGAAUAUGAGUCUUCAUAAUCGGAAGAUCAUUCUUGCUCGCUUUCCCUGUCCAAAGGUGAAAAUUACAGGGAUAAAGAACAUCAACGAUCUAAGAACUGAAGGCAAUAAUAUUCUUCUGUUUCAGUCACAGGUGGCCGGUUGGAUUUUGAUAGCCUGCGUGACCAUUGCUGCUUUCCUGACCAUCUGCAUUCCAAGGUUCUGCUCUCCGCUCAGUUUCCUGCACUUAAGCUACUGGGCUCAGUACAUAGAAAAUGAAAACACUCUCUUUCAAGAGACAUCCAAAAAGCAUUCCCGACUAUUUGCGUUGAAGCACAUCAAGAAAUUCUUUGGCUUUACAUCAAAAGAGAAAGAAAUAAAGAAAAUCUGCUUGCCUGCCAGGAAAGACUGGUCAAUGGUCUCCGGCAUAGAUAUGUUUACUAAAGUGGAGGAUGAAUUCUGUCAGUACAGCCUCCUGCAUACUUGGGCUGAUGAAUCAACUCCAAGUGGCCAAUAUAUUUCAGUUGACGAUGUGGUGGCAUAA